Messenger RNA from Aplysia californica (California sea hare), 3738 nucleotides. Its product is annotated as pyruvate dehydrogenase protein X component. Gene Ontology annotation, cellular component: pyruvate dehydrogenase complex; mitochondrion. The record is from RefSeq and is a predicted model, not a curated record. Gene Ontology annotation, biological process: pyruvate decarboxylation to acetyl-CoA. The transcript is spliced from 10 exons. NCBI's taxonomy places the organism in Eukaryota, Metazoa, Mollusca, Gastropoda, Aplysiida, Aplysiidae. The coding region runs from base 29 to 1513 and encodes 494 amino acids. Gene Ontology annotation, molecular function: acyltransferase activity.
UGUCAAAGGUGCCUCCUGAAAAGAAGUGAUGUCCCUGGAUGCCCUCAAGAUGGCAACUGCUAUACACCGUUUCGGUGGCCGCCUCGGUCUUAUGUGCAAAUUAAAAAAUAUUUAUAAUCAUUCACCUUCAAAAGACAUUUUGGGCAGAGUAAUUCAGACAAACCACAUCCAUUCAAAUGCGCCUUUACUGGGUACUAUCAAGAUCGACAUGCCCUCACUUUCGCCCACAAUGGAAAAAGGCAACAUUGUGAAAUGGCACAAAAAAGAAGGGGACACUAUUUCUCCGGGCGAUGUUCUCUGUGAUAUCGAAACUGACAAGGCGAUCAUGUCCAUGGAUACAGAGGAAGAAGGCGUUUUAGCCAAAAUUUUGAUCCCAGAGAACAGUAAGGACGUGGUCGUGGGUCAGCUCAUCGCGGUGAUGGUGGAGGAAGGAGACGACUGGCAGAGUGUGGAGGUUCCCGCUCAGGCUGCUGCUCCUUCUCCUGCUGCAGCUGCUACUCCUGCUGCUCCUGCUGCUGCUGCUGCUGCUGCUCCUGCUGCUGCUGCUGCUCCUGCUGCUGCCCCAGCAGGCUCAGGGCAAGACCACGGACACUUGAUGGGCCCUAGCGUGAAAAAACUUCUCCAAGAGUACAACCUUCAGGCGUCGGCUAUCCCAGGCACAGGACCGGCGGGAGCUUUGUUGAAAGGUGACGUGCUGAGCUACAUCAAGUCCCAGAAUCUGAGCAAGGUGGCCCAGCAGGUGGCAGCAGCAGCACCGGUAGCCCCGCCCCCAGCACCUGCAGCCACAGCGCCGGUGGCGUCAGCAGGCGGCAGUUUUGUGGACAUCCCCCUGAGUAACAUGAGGAGGACCAUCGCCAAACGACUCACUGAGUCUAAGUCCAGCAUCCCGCACGCCUACGCCUCCAUUGACUCAGACGUGGGACCUGUGACAGCGCUGAGGCAGAAGCUCAAAGAGGACGGGGUCAAGGUCUCUGCCAACGACUUCAUCGUCAAGGCCGCCGGGCUGGCUCUGCAGAGAGUGCCGCGAGUGAACGCCAUCUGGGCGGGCGACGGGCCCCAGCUCUCCUCGACCGCCGACAUCUCAGUGGCUGUGGCCACGCCUAACGGACUCAUCACGCCGAUCGUGAGAGGGGCUGCGAAUCUCACCGUGGAUCAGAUCAGCGACACGGUCAAGGAACUGGCAGGCAGGGCAAAGGAAGGCAAGCUUCAGCUGCACGAGUUCCAGGGAGGUAGUUUCAGCAUCUCCAACCUGGGCAUGUUUGGCAUCACGGAGUUCACGGCGGUCAUCAACCCGCCCCAGCUGGCCAUCAUGGCGGUCGGCACCUCGCGGGCCGUGGCGCUGGACAGCGGCGAGGGGCUGCGCAUGACGGUGACCUUGUCCUACGACAGCCGCGCGCUGGACCCUGUAGAUGCCACCCGCUUCCUGGAGGAGUUCCGCGCCGCCCUGGAGAACCCGCAGUCUCUUCUGGCGGGCACGCGACUCGACUCCCAAGCCGAGGCUUUCGCCUUUUGAUAAUUCGACGGGGUCGGAUUGUCAGAGUCUGAUUGUCAGAUCGACGGACGGAGUCUGAUUGUUGGAUCGUCGGAGUCUGAUUGUCGGAUCAACGGACGGAGUCUGAUGAUUGUCGGAUCAUCGGAGUCUGAUUGUCGGAGUGUCGGAGUCUGAUCAUCUGAUUGUUGGAGUCUGAAUGUUUGAUUGUCGCAGUCUGAUCGUCGGAGUCUGACCGCCUGAAAUUGUUUCUGUCUGUCUGCCUGCGUGUCUGUCUGACUUUUCCCGGCAUAAAGUGAGCAUAAUUGUGUAGAUGUACUCCUCUUUACUCGAACAAACGAACGAGACUAAAGGAGAGUAAAUCCGCCGGCUCUGCACAUUGCGGUGUAAGCGGACGCCGCUGUACUUUGUUCGUCUUCAUCAUCCUUUUUGUUGUGUUGAUGUACAUAUUUAUAUGUAGCUGUGCACAAAUAUGAGAACACUUACAACUGACAGCUGGUCGAGAUCUAGUUACUCAAGACUUGACCGAUCAUGAAAGAUUGUCGAGCCACAGAGCUCUCUAUGUGUUAGACCUCGUUAAAGAUCUGUGAGAUUUCUUCUGUGGUAAAUGAAUGAUGCCUGUCUGUGUUGUCAGUUCAUAGCUCACGCGUGCAUAGAAGAAAGCAACUUUUAGUCUGUAAAGAAUUGUUUUCAGUUGUAUGGGCUAAAUGUUAGCCUGAAUGUUAUUCCCAGUUUUUAGCAUGUGUGUACGUGUGUGUGCUAUUCAUGAGUUGGACAAAUGUUUCUUCUGUUGUUUUGAAGAUUACGGAAAAAGUUUUUGUUUCCACGCCUACUUAUUGUUUAUCAGACUUUUUUUCUUUUUUUUUUUUCGAUCAGUUCCAUCAGGGUUGAAUGAAUGUGGGUCUUCUGAUGAUACUUAUUGACCCGGUUAGCAGAGGGGGAACGUAAGAUUAAUAGAUUAAUACUAAUAAGAAGAACAGGCCCCAUGUGAUAAAAGCUGCUGCCUGUGUCUACCAGAUGCUCACAGAAGGCUGGAGCUGGUAACUUUUUAUGCUCUUAUUUUUCUUCUUCUCUCGGAAGUUCUUGCUGCUUUCUUCCCCCCCCCCCCCCCCCCCCCCCUCCUGCAUGUGGGGAAUGGAACUGCAGCCUUUUGAGGGAUUCACCCCGCAUUCAGACCAGAGAUCCGCCUCCAUCUGUGUUUUUCUAUCACCGGGAUGGACCGAUUUAUUUUUUUAUAUCUCACCUGCUACUGGUCAGAGCAAAGUCCCACGUCCUACCGUUAAUGAGAGUCUGUCUAGUUUGCUCUAUGGCGUUAAAAAAAUUCUUCCAUUUCUUCUAUGCUAGUCCCGUGUAGUUGAGCAAAUUCAACCAAGCUAAUUUUUCCAUCCUUAUUUUUUUUUUUUAUGGUUAAAUCUGAUCUGAUAUCUUCCACAUGUUCCUGGUCAAAUUUUGAUAUGAAAACCUACAAGAAAUCUAGUAGAAUUUGACCUUAGUUUAGUUUGUCAGUUACUGAGAAAAUACGAAAAUAGACCAGUUGUGGGACCUCAAUUUGCCUCAGACGAAUAUAAAAUCAACCUCAACGAAUGAACAGGUGGUGUGAUAUUGUGAUCUGAAUGACCCCAGUCGGUCACUGUCAAUUAAAUGGACAGACGGACAACCGCGACCCUUUGGUCUGAAUGCACAUUUAUCAAUGGUCGCCCAAAUGUGAAUGGUGGCAACGUUCAGUAUUUUGUUUGUGUGCAUGUGUGUGUGCGUGCGUGUGACUGAAACAAAGGAACAUCGUUUGUAGGAUAACAACAGCGUCGUGGUUGGUUGGUGCUGUCAGUGUCUUGAUACUUUGAGUGCAAUCUACUUCCCUUUGGGGGGAAAAUAGUACCGGUAAAGCAAGGAAUUUUCUUCGGACUUGUAUACGCACCGGUAUUACAAGAAUUCUUGUUGUGUACCAGUAAUGCAAGAAUUUUUCCUUCGGACUUGUACUCCGAAAGGUUUUGUUUUUUGGGAGGUUUUUUGGUUUUGGUUUUUUUGUGGUUGUUCUGGGUGUUGCGACAGCGGCUCUUCCAGAACGAACACACGAGGCUCCGGUUCAAAUUCCGACCCGGGACGGGCGAUGGAAGCUGUCCUGUGGCCGACGCCGUUACGAUGAAUUCAAGAAACGUUGAAUGUUUUUGUUUUACUCUUCAUGAUUAAAGAUUGGGAGUUUGUUUCUUAUAAAUCGGAGAGCAGAUUGAUUAAAGCGUAUUGUAGUUGUA